Messenger RNA from Cebus imitator (Panamanian white-faced capuchin), 954 nucleotides. RefSeq names its product taste 2 receptor member 60 (gene TAS2R60). Gene Ontology annotation, cellular component: membrane. Gene Ontology annotation, molecular function: bitter taste receptor activity; G protein-coupled receptor activity. The record is from RefSeq and is a predicted model, not a curated record. NCBI's taxonomy places the organism in Eukaryota, Metazoa, Chordata, Mammalia, Primates, Cebidae. The transcript has a single exon. Gene Ontology annotation, biological process: detection of chemical stimulus involved in sensory perception of bitter taste; sensory perception of taste; G protein-coupled receptor signaling pathway.
AUGAAUGGAGACCACAUGGUUCUGGGAUCUUUGGUGACUGACAAGGCCAUCAUCUUGGUUAUCAUUUUAUUCCUUUUGUGCCUGGUAGCAAUAGUGGGCAAUGGCUUUGUCACUGCUGUCCUUGGCAUGGAGUCGGUGCUCCAGAGAAUGUUGUUGCCUUGUGAUAAGUUGUUGGUUAGCUUAGGGGCUUCUCGCCUUUGUCUACAGUGGGUGGUAUUGGGUAAGACCAUUUAUGUUUUCCUGUAUCCGACAGCCUUCCCAUACAACCCUGUACUGCAGUUUCUAGCCAUCCAGUGGGACUUCCUGAAUGCUGCCACGUUGUGGUUCUCUUCCUGCCUUAGUGUCUUCUAUUGUGUGAAAAUUGCAAACUUCACUCACCCUGUCUUCCUCUGGCUAAAGCGCAAGUUGCCUGGGUGGGCACCAUGGAUGCUGUCCGGCUCUUUUGGGCUCUUCAGCUUCAGCACCAUUCUGUUUUCCAUAGGCAACCAGAGAAUACAUCAGAACUAUUUAAGGAACCGUCUAUAACCUUGGAAUGUUACCGGCAACAGCAUAAAGAGCUCCUGUGAGAAAUUCUACCUCUUCCCUCUAAACAUGGUUACCUGGACAGUGCCCACUGCUGUCUUUUUCAUUUGCAUGAUUUUGCUCAUCACCUCUCUGGGAAGACACAUGAAGAAGGCCCUCUUGACCACCUUGGGAUUCCGAGAGCCCUGUUUGCAGACACACAUAAAGGCUCUGCUGGUUCUCAUCUCUCUUGCUGUCCUUUUCAUCUCCUAUUUCCUGUCACUGGUGUUCAGUGCUGCAGGUAUUUUUCUACCUCUGGACUUUAAAUUCUGGAUGUGGCAGUCAGUGAUUUAUCUGUGUGCAGCCGUUUGCCCCAUCAUUUUGCUCUUCAGCAACCCCAGGCUGAGAGCUGUGCUGGAGAGGUGCCGUUCCUCAAGGUAUGGGACAUCUUGA